ACAGAUGUUUUAUUCAGCGAUCAGAGAUGUUAAUGUUGUUUCGACUCUCUGUGUAUAUAUUGUUGUUUUUUAUCAGUUUCUCAGAGGCAGUGAUAUCCUGUUUAAAUGAGGAUGGUCAGCCUGUUGACUGGUUCAUUAUUUACAAACUUCCCAUUUACAAGAUGGAAGUUAAGGGAAGUGGAGUGGAUUACAUGUAUCUGGAUCCAUCCGUCAUGGAUUUUCAGAUGAGUAAACAUACAGUCAACAGCAGUAAAGGAGCUUUAGGUAGAACACUGACACAGCUUUACUCCAGAUAUACAUCCAACGGCUCAGUCUAUAUGCUUUACAAUGACGCUCCACCAGAACUGAAGUACCCAAGCAAGUAUGGACAUACAAAAGGCGUGCUGAUGUUUGACCACUCUCAGGGAUUUUGGCUCACACACAGUGUUCCUCAUUUCCCUCCAUUUCCAGAGAGAAAUUACAGUUACCCAUCUACAGGAAAAUACUAUGGCCAGACUCUGCUCUGUAUUACAUACAACUAUACACAGUUCCCUCAAAUAUCAUGGCAGUUAGCAUAUCUUAAUCCACGUAUGUAUAACUGCUCUGUCCCUAUGGCAUUUCGCCCAGACAUUGCAGUCAUGGCACAGAUUUGUGAUGGUAAGACACCUGCCAUUAAAAACAGAAGAAGUCUGCAGAAGCUGAAAUCAGUUCGAGGACAAACUUUUUUCAGUUUUGCCAAAUCACACAACUAUGUGGAUGAUAUUUACACCGGUUGGGUGGCUCAAGCAUUGGGGACAGAUCUGCUGGUGGAGUCAUGGCUGCACCAGGCACAUCGGCUCCCCUCGAACUGCUCUCUUCCCCGGCACGUGAUGAACAUUGACAGAGUUUGUCUCCCAGGACCGCAGAUGUUCAGAAGCUAUGAGGAUCAUUCAAAGUGGUGUGUGUCUUAUGCAUUCAAAGACCAGUGGACAUGUCUGGGGGACUUGAACAGAGACAGUGGCCAGGCUGGCAGAGGUGGUGGGCUGAUAUGUUCUCAAAGCUCAGUCAUGUAUAAAGCUUUCCGUCAGGCCAUGGCUGGGUAUAAACACUGCUGAAAAAUACCUUCAGUACACUGAACAAGCUCCAGACUUUGGAGCAUGCAUUAACCACUGUUGAAAACCCUGGUUACACCAGUUUUAGCCUAUGCCCAGAUGCAAAUAUAAAAGUUGAUAAACAUAACAGAAACAAAACACACGCACACAAAAUGGUAAAUUUAGGCUGAUGAUUGUGGUGGGCAUCCAAACUAUAAACAAAAGAAAAACUUUUCAUUUUUUAAACCGAGUUUUAACAUUGUUUUAUUUUG
Messenger RNA from Sinocyclocheilus grahami, 1321 nucleotides. It is a transcript of the gene dnase2b, whose product is annotated as deoxyribonuclease II beta. The record is from RefSeq and is a predicted model, not a curated record. Gene Ontology annotation, molecular function: deoxyribonuclease II activity. Gene Ontology annotation, biological process: apoptotic DNA fragmentation. Lineage: Eukaryota; Metazoa; Chordata; Actinopteri; Cypriniformes; Cyprinidae. The transcript has 6 exons. The coding region runs from base 27 to 1073 and encodes 348 amino acids.